CUGAGCAUCUGUAACCUGUCAGCACCCAGCUGUGGAGCUGUGUCCUCACUUCUCAGUUCCCAGGCCUUCCGGCUGGUCAGGCUGGACCUCAGUAACAGCGACCUGCAGGAUUCGGAAAGGCAGCUGCUCUCUGACAGUCUGCAGAAACCAAACCACCUUCAGUCUGCCAGGUUGGAGCCUGCUGGAGAACGAUGGCUGACACCAGGUCUGAGGAAGUAUCCCGACGGCUACAUGUCGAUCCGUCAGCACAGACAGAAGUCCUUCUGCUCCAGCACCAUCUCCCACAGGGUGGGGGUGUAUCUGGACCAGCCGGCCGGCUUGCUCAGCUUCUACAGAGUCAGCUCUGGCUCCCUGGUCCACCUCACCAGCGUCAGAGCCGCCUUCCCGGAGCCUGUGUACGCCGGCUUCGCAGCCUGGUCCAGGAGGUCCUCGCUGACCCUGCUCUGA
Messenger RNA from Menidia menidia (Atlantic silverside), 447 nucleotides. The record is from the annotation of a GenBank genome assembly. NCBI's taxonomy places the organism in Eukaryota, Metazoa, Chordata, Actinopteri, Atheriniformes, Atherinopsidae.